Molecule: messenger RNA, 1225 nt
Organism: Cadophora gregata
Lineage: Eukaryota; Fungi; Ascomycota; Leotiomycetes; Helotiales; Ploettnerulaceae
Exons: 3
Coding region: 1-993 (330 amino acids)
Molecular function (GO): acyltransferase activity, transferring groups other than amino-acyl groups
Source: RefSeq, a predicted model, not a curated record
AUGCCACCCAUAUCCCAAUCCCAAUUCCAACCCCAAGAAACCCAACCAGGUGUUCUCGAAAUCGCAGAUAUUUCGAAUAUGGAUAGCACAGGACAACAACAAAUACCAACACCAACACCAGUACCAAAACCAAAGUCAAAUCCAAACCCAAAACCACGACUCUAUCUCGAGCCCCUAGACCCUGCAAAACAUCUGGAAGCUUUCCAUGAAAUAUGGACGUUUGAGGAGGCGUUGAGGUGGUUUCCCUUCCCAGUGAAGAAGAAUGUUUCAGAGUCGAGGGAGUUUUUAGAGAGGAUCUUGCCGAAUGAGGAGAAUCCUGAUAUUGAGAAGUUUGCUUUGAUGUUGCUUCCUGCUUCUGGCUCUGAAACGGAACAGAGCCAGGCUCAGACUACAGUAUUCAUAGAGACUGAGAAGUGUCAAAACGCAGAGGAUGGAUCGAGAGGAGAUGGAGAGAGUCAACUCGAAGAAGGAAACACGGGAAAGGGGGAAGAUGGGGAAGGGAAAGAGAAGGGGAAUAGGGAAAGGAACGAGAGGGGAGAUAGGAAGGAGAAAGCAGGAGAAAUGGUCGGUUUCGUAGGGACGAAUAGGUACAAAGAACAAGGUAUGGAAGUGGGGUAUGUGAUUCAUCGACGGUAUUGGGGAAGAGGGUUUGCGACGGAGGGGUUGAAACUGUUUUUGGAGAUGUAUUGGGGUUUGGAGGAAAGGAAAUACAUCAACCGCCUCGUCGGUAAAACCAGCCCAGGGAAUCUGGCGAGUCAGAAUAUUUUGAUGAGGUGUGGUGCGAGGAGGGGGGAGACGCUGAAGGAUGUUUUGGAGUUGUGGGUUGAUAGGGAGGAUGGGGGGAAGGGGAAGAAGAGUGAUUUGGUUUGUUUUUAUUUGGAUAGGCCGGGUGGGGAGAGGGAGGAGUUGGAGGUUGAGAGGAGGAGGAGGGAGGGGGUUUUGAGAGGGUUGGAGGGGAAGAAAGAGAAGAAUGGAAAGGAGGGUGAGGAAUAAGGGAAAUAUUGCUUUGAUAAGGUAUCUGAGGGUUGAAAAUGGCGAAGAGGGCUUAGAAGGGUUAAAGUGGUGCUACGGAUCGGGUUCAUAUUUCCAGUAAUUGCUUAGAUAUUACACUUCGUGGGAGUAAUCUUAGAGAAUGACAGUCUAAGAGACAAGUUAAUAGGCAAGAGGGCGAGCUGGCAGGUAAUAAAAGCCUUCUUGGACAAUAUAAUCAAAUCAGGUGUCUGAA